Messenger RNA from Pantherophis guttatus, 5354 nucleotides. RefSeq names its product solute carrier family 17 member 8 (gene SLC17A8). Gene Ontology annotation, biological process: transmembrane transport; synaptic transmission, glutamatergic; neurotransmitter loading into synaptic vesicle. The record is from RefSeq and is a predicted model, not a curated record. NCBI's taxonomy places the organism in Eukaryota, Metazoa, Chordata, Lepidosauria, Squamata, Colubridae. Gene Ontology annotation, cellular component: excitatory synapse; synaptic vesicle membrane. Gene Ontology annotation, molecular function: L-glutamate transmembrane transporter activity; neurotransmitter transmembrane transporter activity.
GAGACAGUAUUGUGUUCGUUACUAUAGCAUCACUGAGCACAUGUGUGAAGAAAGCCUAGAAAGAGGAUGAGCAGCAUGUUAUAAUGUGCUUUAGUCAGACGCAUAAGCUUAACAUCAGGUCCAGUAUUACUUUCAGGUCUAUUCCUUUGAAGACUGCAGAAUAACAAGAGAUGCAAAACAGACCUCCUGCAAUUUACACUGAAUUAUUGACAGUCUUUGGGAGAAUCUACUGAUAAUUUCGGUGUGGUUAUUUUAUUUGGAAGAUUAACAUACCUGCCAGAUCACUCUCUCAAGGAAGAAAAGAAAAAAAAAAAGAAGAACAGAACAGGAAAAAAAAGACUUAUUAGAAUUGAAAAAAAAUUGAUGAUGACAAGUCUAUUUUACCUAAAAGGAUUUAUCUAAGAAAGAACAGAAGAUGCCUUUUGAAGUGUUAAAUUCAUUAAAAGAGAGACUUUUAAAGCCUGGGAAGGAAGAGGUGAAGAAUACUGUAAGUGACUCUCUAGGACACUUGCAAAGAAAAAUUGAUGGAACCAACUGUGAAAGAGAUGCCAUAGAGCUGAAUGAAGACGGAAGACCUAUGCAAGCAACAACCAAACCGCCUUUAUUUGAUUGCUAUUGCUGUGGAUUACCUAAACGCUAUAUUAUUGCUAUGAUGAGUGGUCUGGGAUUUUGCAUUUCUUUUGGAAUUAGAUGCAAUCUUGGUGUUGCUAUUGUGGAAAUGGUUAAUAACAACACAGUCUACAUCAAUGGAAAACCAGAGACUGAGAAAGCUCAAUUCAGCUGGGAUCCAGAAGUAGUAGGACUCAUUCAUGGAUCGUUUUUUUGGGGCUAUAUUGUUACACAAAUUCCAGGAGGUUUCAUUGCAAAUAAACUAGCAGCUAACAGGGUGUUUGGAGCAGCAAUUUUCCUAACUUCAACUCUAAACAUGUUCAUUCCUGCAGCUGCCAGAGUACAUUAUGGGUGUGUUAUGUUUGUAAGAAUUUUGCAAGGCCUUGUGGAGGGGGUGACUUAUCCAGCAUGCCAUGGAAUGUGGAGUAAAUGGGCUCCUCCAAUGGAAAGAAGCAGGUUGGCAACUAUUUCAUUUUGUGGUUCUUAUGCUGGGGCAGUAGUUGCUAUGCCACUUGCAGGUGUAUUGGUGCAAUAUAUAGGAUGGUCAUCUGUCUUCUAUACAUAUGGAAUUUUUGGGAUAACCUGGUAUAUGUUCUGGCUGCUGCAAGCAUAUGAGAGCCCAGCUGUUCAUCCAACAAUAAGCACUGAGGAAAGAAUUUACAUAGAAACUAGUAUAGGCGGAGCCAACUUAAUCAAUACCAGUAGAUUUAGCACCCCUUGGAAGCAGUUUUUCACUUCGAUGCCGGUUUAUGCAAUUGUUGUGGCAAACUUUUGCAGAAGCUGGACUUUCUACUUGCUGCUCAUAAGUCAGCCUGCUUAUUUUGAAGAAGUCUUUGGAUUUGCAAUAAGUAAGGUUGGCCUUUUGUCUGCAGUUCCGCACAUGGUCAUGACUGUUAUUGUACCCAUUGGAGGCCAACUCGCUGACUUCUUGCGCAGCAGCAGAAUUUUAACAACUACUGCUGUCAGAAAAAUCAUGAAUUGUGGAGGUUUUGGGAUGGAAGCUACUUUACUUUUGGUGGUUGGAUAUUCUCACACGAGAGGCAUGGCUAUUUCAUUCUUGGUUUUAGCAGUAGGCUUUAGUGGAUUUGCUAUUUCAGGAUUUAACGUCAACCAUUUGGAUAUUGCACCUCGGUAUGCCAGCAUUCUCAUGGGCAUUUCUAAUGGAGUUGGGACAUUGUCAGGCAUGGUCUGCCCUCUCAUUGUUGGUGCAAUGACAAAACAUAAGACUCGUGAAGAAUGGCAAAAUGUCUUUCUAAUAGCUGCGUUAGUCCACUAUAGUGGAGUGGUAUUUUAUGCUAUCUUUGCUUCUGGUGAGAAGCAGGAAUGGGCUGAUCCAGAAAGUCUGAAUGAAGAGAAAUGUGGAAUACUUGAACAAGAUGAACUGGCUGAAGAGACUGAACUGAACAAUGAUACUUUUGUUAACACAAAGAAAACAUAUGGCGCCACUGUUCAGCAUGACGAAGCACCAAGGAAAGAAUUGCAGAAGGAAAAGGGAAUGAGGCACAAUGUCGAAGAACAGACUGUUUAUCAGUAUGAAAAUGGAAACUUUCAAGAGUCAUUGUAAAUGUGUUCAUGGUUUGUGUGACCAUUACCAUCAGUGUAUACAAGCAAGAUCUAUCUGAAUGUAUUAUAUAUUGUGACUAAUCCUGCCAAAUGAUUGGCUGUAAGACAUAGUCAUUUUCAGCUUGUGUUACAGGAAAUGGAUUAAUAGAAAUACAUCUGAUGUGUGUAGUGUCUCUGAUCAGCCCUUGGGUUUGCAAAGCCACGGUUGUUUAAUACGGAGAGCUUUGCUACUAAUGACAUUUUUAAUACACCACACUUCAGCAAUGCAAUCAUAGUCACGACUCAAAUAUUAUAACCAUGUAAAAAUCCCAUAAGCAGAAUUUUCUACUCAGUUCAUUUCCAUAGUAAUACCCUGUUUCCCCCAAAAUAAGACAUCCCCUCAUAAUAAGCCCAAUCAGGCUUUUGAGCACAUGGCAAUAAGGCCAAGCGCUUAUUUCAGGGAUCAGAAAAAUAUAAGACAGGGUCUUAUUUUCGGGGAAACACGGUAUACAAUGGAGGAUGCACUGUGUUUAAGUUGAAAUUAUACUGUACAGAUAGUGAUCCUCCUUUAACAAUGCAAAGUGUUAAUGGGACUGGAAACUGUUGUUGAGUGACAUAUAAUUUAAAAAAUCAUGUGACCACACUGCUGCUGCAAUUCCAGCAAUCCCAGUUGCUGUUGUUAAAUGAAGACCAUGCAGGCCAUUAAGUGAGGACCUCACAUGAUUACAACUUUCCAAGUUCCUGCCAGUUUCACAUUGGCUUUGCUCGUGGGAUGCCAACAGGGAAGGUUGAAGAUUGCAAUUAUGUGACCAUAGAGAUGCUGCAAUGGCCAUAAGUACAAGAUCCAGUCAUAACAAUAACUCUUUCAGUGCUGUCAUACACUUGCUGAACGAGUGGUCAUUAAAUGAGGAAUACCUGCAGUAAUUGUUUAGAUGCAGCUUUUAAAAGCCUGCUGUAUGUUUUUUUUUUUGCCAUCUAUUAACUUUUUAUGUAAUCAGUUCCAAUGAGAUACAUAUUUUUAGACCAUCUCCAAAUAUAUAUAUAUACCUGUUAUACUAUAAAAAUAUAUUUGCCAUUGGUCCACAAUUUUAGAUCUAUAAGUUUAUUAUUAAAACAUUUAUCCAUUAUCCUACCUGACUAUCACAUUACAACCUCAAACUCAAAUUAUACACAAAAAAAAACCAAGCACAACUAUAAAUGAAGAUCAACUCAUUAGCAUAAUUAAUCAUUCAAUUAUGUUGAAGUCAUUGAGGCAAACCUAAAAUCCUGAGCUUCUUCAAGAUCCUGAAGAUAACCCUUUGAGCCACCCAAAAAUUGUCACUAAAUUAUAAUUUUUAGUGUAAUCGAAGAGGAUCAUGAUUAAAACAUAUUAAAUUAAUAUUAAUUUAAGAUAAAUUAAAUCAUUUACUUUUUGCCCUGGUUACAUCCAUGGUCUGCAUGUAUCCUCAGAUCUCCUCUCAAAGGUCAAAUGGGCCAAAGUUUCACACUCUCCCCCCCCCAAUAACAUUGUGUUCCUGCAUUAUACCGUAUCUUUUCCAUACCAAAUCCACCUGAAAUAUAUCAGUUAUUUGCCAGCCAUUGAAAAUAGGAGGAACUCAGACCAUUCUUCCAAGUACAGUCCUGAUAUGCCCUGAUUGGAAAGACUUUUGUCAAAUGAGAUUUAAAGUAUGUCAUUUUAUCCUGUACUUCAUGAACUGGGAAGCCAACAUGAACAAAAAUAACCCCUUAGAUAAAUGAUAUUUAAGUAGAUACCAAAUCAGGACAGAUACAGAGAGGUUGCAAUUUGUGCAAGUUCGAAUAAUGCAAUAUUCAAUUUAGCAUAGACUGUAAAUUGAUACCAGGCUGUAUUUAAUGUUACCCAAAAUUCAUUUAAUGUGAGUCUAAUGCAUGUGCAAAUGAGGCGAGUGCAUGCACAGGUGGUUCAAAUUUUAGAUGUUGCUAAUCUUUGUGAGUGGAAAAUGGAGAAAAGGAAGUUCCCAUUACAGGAAAACAGCACAAGUUUAAGAAAGAAGAGACUUGCAUUGGAGCAAAAAAAAAUGUUUUUCUUGUCAGGUUGCCUUCCCAGUUUAGAUAACAUGAGGGUCGUCAUAGCAAUACUAAAAUAGGAAAAGAUGUUGGAAUACUUGAAUCUGCAGUAGAAUUUGUUUUUGUUUUGCUUUCGGUAACUACCCUGUGACUUUUGUUAACCCUAAAUUCAAAUUAUAAGUAUAUUAUUUUUUAUCCAUUACUGUACUGUUUUAGCAACAUACAUAUGAAACAUUAUGUUAAACAUUUUUCAUUACCUGUUUCCAUUGAGCUGGAACCAGUUGUUAUAUUUUCCAUAAACUUAUUACUUUAUUAUUAUUUAUUAUCUAAUAAUACAAGAAUUAUUUGAAUUCAAAUAAUGCAAUCAUUUCAUAGCACUAAUCAAGACCUACCUGUAAUAACUGACAAUUCAGUCAUGGGAGAGGAACAAGCAUUUUGGGAAUUUAUAGUGUUCUUUGUUUCUGAAUUACAUAUUUAUACAUAUCUUAUAUAUUUUCUUGCAAACUAAAAACAUGAAUAGCAGGGACCCCAAGGAACAGUUGCUUUAAAUUAUCCCUUCAUACAGUAUAAACAGCAAAUGUGUUCUUGGGCCCUUUGCUUUUCUCUCAAAGGAUUUAUACAUAUUAUUUUUCCCAUUCACUUGACAUUAUGUAAGCAGUCAAUGUAUUUGCAGGAGUUUAUUGUUUAAAAAAUAAUGUGCUGAUUGUUAUAGCUCUUAUAAUGGAUUUACAUGCAAUACACCUGAAACACUUGGUGUUUUAGAAUUUUCCUCAUAAUCUGUGAGAGGUAUCCAGGAAGCAUGUUGCAUGACUUCUAACCUGAUGAUUUUGUUUUCCUGCUAUCACUAUCAGUAAAAUUGCAAGUGAAGAUAUUCUGCUACAUUGUGUAUUUUAUUGAGAGCCCUGUUGUUUAAUUGUUCUGUUUUAACAAUAUUUAAGGUAUAGGAAAACAUGACAACAGAGAUAUAACAUCCUAAUUAUAUAUUCUUCCAUACUUUGGGGAUACCACUAAUUUUUGGAGGGGUCUUUGAUACUGAAGGCAUUAGAGUUCACUUUCCUCAGAAAGGAAUGAAAUGUCCUUCGGAUGAUAAUGAAACUUGUCUGGAACUACUUUUAUUAUAUUAAAAGUGUUUUUUACUGAGAGAUAUUUUCCACUGAAAUACUUAAAUUAAAUGUAUC